UGCUUCGGUACUCCCUGUCUCUUCUUCUUUCUACUUCUAUUACCUGGCGCGUCGUUUCAUUUUCACUUUUCUGUCAACUUUUCCGACAACAAGUACAAUUUUCAUUUCGAAUUAAUUUUAAUUUUCAGCAAAAUAAUGCCGCACUAUACGCCCGUGGGGCGUUUGGAAACUCCCGAAGCUGACCAGUUCGGGUUUCCCUAUGAACCCUAUGAGAUCCAGAAGAAGUUGAUGCAGGAACUGUUCCAGAUUCUGGAGAACGGCGAGGUGGGCAUCUUCGAGAGCCCGACCGGUACGGGCAAGUCCUUGACUCUCACUUGCGGCGCUCUCACCUGGCUGGCCCGGCACGAGAAGCUCGUUAAAGAGGAACUCCAGGAGCGGGUCGAUAUGAUGGAGAAACUGGUGAAGAGACUCAAAAAAGAUGGCCAGGAGGCGAAGGAUUGGCUGGACGUGCAAGGCAAGGUCCAGGAGCAAGUCCUCGAGAUGCAGACCCUCAGGCGUCUCAAGGAGCUGCACGAUAACAAGGAGCAGCAGCUGGCGGAGAUGAAGGAUCGUGUCAAGAUCCACAACCGAAAUAGGAAGAAGUUCCCACCCAAAAAAGAUGAUGCACAGAAGGAGGAGGACGACUCGGACACGGACAAUGAGACCCUCCACGAGACAGCCGAUAUAGAGGAGGCUCCGCCCCGCGAUACCUUCCAGUCGGUGCAGAUCUUCUUCUGCAGCCGCACCCACUCCCAGCUGGCCCAGAUCAUGGCGGAGGUCAAGAAGACGCCGCAUCUCAGCUGGGUGCGCUGCAUCUCGAUGGGCUCCCGCCAGCAGUUGUGCUGCAACAGCCAGGUCCGGGCCCUCAAGAGUGUCGCCAUGAUGAACGAACGCUGCCUGGACAUGAUCACCUCCAGGGCACUCCCCUCUCAGCCGAGUACCAGCAAGAAGAUCCGCAUCACCGGCAAGGAAUCGAAGCCGAGUCGUUGUCCCUUGAAGGGUCAGCAUCUUAUUGAAUCUCUCCGGGAUUUGGCGCUCAGCGAGCCCAUGGACAUUGAAGAAUUGGCCGCCGAAGGUACAUCCACAGGAGCCUGUGCCUACUACGCCUCCCGGGCUGCUCUGUCCGAGGCCCAUUUGAUUCUACUGCCGUAUCAGUUGCUCCUCGACAAAUCCGCCCGCGAGCAGCUGGGCAUCAACCUGAAAGGUUCCAUCGUUAUUGUCGAUGAGGCCCACAAUCUGCUGGACUCGGUGGCCCAGAUUCAUGGGGCGGAGAUAACCCGUUCGGACAUGGAGUUCGCCCAGCUGGAGAUGAUCAACUACAGGGACUUCUACAAGAAUCGGUUCAGUGCCAGGAACCUACUGAAAAUCAAUCAACUAAUCUUCAUCGCCAGGAUGCUGCUGCAGCUCCAUGAGACAAUGGUUCCAGCCCAAAUCCUCGACAGCUGCACCCUCACCUCCAAGGCCGAUUUCUUCAAUCUCGAUCUCACCGGCAUCCUGACCUUUUGUGACAAGAAUCGUUUCGCCCGGAAGGUUCAGUCCUACACCCAGAAGCUACAAAGUGCCCCCCAACAGAGCGAAAAUGACCCACCAGCUGGUCCAUCCGUUCGCAGUCAGAUGCUCCAGAAACUCGUCCAGGAGCAGCAGGAGAAGGAGAAACCCAAGGCAGGCAGGAGGAGGCUAGAGGAGGUGAAAGCGAACGAGCCGGAUAAGCCAAAGCAGGGCAAGCGCAAGCUGGAGGAGAUCGCAACCAAGGAGCUACCAAAGAUCUCUCCAAAGAAGUCCCUGCCGUCGGGCAAAUCCUCGCAAGUUCGCAACUAUUUGGCGUUUCUGGAAACCCUCCUCAACCCCAACGACGCUGGUCGGAUCCUCCUUGACUUUGAGAAUGGAAUCUUCAAGUAUUUUCUGAUCCAACCGGCCGAGAAGUUCGGAUACGUCGUCCAACUGGCUAGAGCGGUCAUCGUCGCUGGCGGCACGAUGAAGCCCACGGAGGAGCUGAAGGGGCAGCUCUUCUCCUGCUACCAGACUCGAAUCGUGGAGCACUUCUACGGUCAUGUGGUGCCCGAUAAUGCCGUCCUGCCGUUCGUGGUCUCCCAUGGCCCAAAUGGAUCUGCUUUGCGAUUCAAUUUCCUGCAACGCAGCAAUCCCGCAAUGCUCCAGGAACUCGCCAUGGUGCUGCAGAAUCUCGUCCAGGUGAUCCCUGGUGGAAUGGUGUGCUUCUUGCCGUCCUACGACUAUCUGGAGGUGGUUUAUCGCCAUCUGGAGAAGUCGGGAACUCUGGAGAGGAUCUCCCAGCGCAAGAAGAUCUUUCGGGAGGAAUCGGGAUCUGCAGAUCAGCUUCUGGAGGACUAUGCCAGCGCCGUCAAGGACAAAUCGUCCGGAGGAGCCCUCCUGCUCAGUGUGGUUGGCGGGAAACUGUCCGAGGGCUUGAACUUCACCGAUGACCUGGGCCGGGCCGUACUGGUUGUGGGUCUACCCUAUCCCAAUCGCAAGUCCCUCGAGCUGCAGACCCGGAUGCAGCAUCUGGACCAGCACCUAGGCAGUCGAGCCGGCGAGGAGUUCUACGAGAAUCUCUGCCUCAAGGCAGUGAAUCAGUGCAUCGGCAGGGCCAUCCGUCAUAUCGGGGACUAUGCCUGUGUCUAUCUACUGGAUGAGAGGUACAUCUGGAAGAAGAUCCAGUCGAAGCUGCCGGAGUGGAUUUCGAAGCACAUUGUGGAGGCGAGCAAGGAGAACGGUGGCUUCGGAGCUGUCCAGGCCAGAACCGCUCGCUUUUUCAAGGAAAGAUAGGUCUUUUCCAUAAUUAUUCAUAUUUAUUCGUAAUACCCAAAGGGUUCUCUGGUACCUGGUAAAAAUGGUACAAAUUUUCUUAGUUCCUACAAUAUUAGAAAUAUUGUUCUUUUUGUUUUAACUUAUAGUAUUACUAUAAAGUAUUAUUAUUAUUAUUUUUGGAGAAUCUCGAAUUCUUGGACUGAAUAAAAACCAUAUCAUUUUGAUUUUAAACAAUAAAAUUAUGUUUUAAUGA
Drosophila ananassae is the source of this 2998-nucleotide messenger RNA. RefSeq names its product ATP-dependent DNA helicase DDX11. Gene Ontology annotation, biological process: nucleobase-containing compound metabolic process; establishment of sister chromatid cohesion. Gene Ontology annotation, cellular component: nucleus. The record is from RefSeq and is a predicted model, not a curated record. Lineage: Eukaryota; Metazoa; Arthropoda; Insecta; Diptera; Drosophilidae. The transcript has 3 exons. Gene Ontology annotation, molecular function: DNA helicase activity; hydrolase activity, acting on acid anhydrides, in phosphorus-containing anhydrides; DNA binding. Bases 136 to 2763 code for a protein of 875 amino acids.